AUGUCCGAUUCACAGUCAUCGUCCUCGCGUCCGCUCGCUCCGUUCCCCAUCCCCCCUAACAAGUCCAACUCCCCCGACGAUGUAGUGCCCAGUAGGAAGCACAAGACAACUGCCUGUAGGGCAUGUAAACAGAAGAAGUUGAAAUGUCGAGGAGAUCCGCCCUGCGAACAUUGUGUGGCAAAUGGCAUCGAAUGCCACGUCGACGAGAUGGCCGAUAUGCGCCGCAAAUUCGCCAUGAAGCGUAAACUCGACCGACUCGAGCUAGCCUCCGACGUCCUGGUGCGUCUGGUCAACGCCCUGCGAGAAAGCCAGAGCACCCGCAUUGCCCAGCUGCUGAACCUGAUCCGCAGCAACGCGUCCUUCGGCGAGCUCCAGGUCUUCCUGAAGCAGGAAUUCUCCCAGUCCGAGAUCGAAGGAUCCCCUGAACUCCGUGAAUUCCAAACGCAUUUAUCUCAACAGGAGGCAGAGAUGAACGAGGAGCCGAAAGCCAGCCAUCGAAACGGCCGGCGAAUGCUGGACGUUCGACGACUCACCGACAUCCCUACCUAUCGUGUGCCGGCCAAACCGUGGACGAAAUUGACCGACGAUGACGACCUGGUGUCACAUUUGGUGUCGUUGUGGUUGACCUGGACCUAUCCGUUCUUCCACUGGAUGGACAAGGACGCGUUCGUACGCGACAUGCAGGCCGGCAGCCUGGACUGCCGAUUCUGCUCACCCUUUCUGGUGAACGUCAUUCUUUCAGAGGCCAGUUACUACUCCGAUUACGCCGAGGUGUAUACCGUCCCGGGAGACCCCCUUUCGCGAGGCACACAGUUUUACGACGAGGCUCGACGGCUGCUAGAGGAGGAAGAGGAGGACGGUGCUGCGUCAUUGCCGACCAUUCAGGGACUUUUGAUUCUCUUUAUCCGCAUGACUUUGAUGGGAAAAGACCGUAUGGGGUGGAUGUACCUGGAUCUAGCGACGCGAUCAGCUACCGAAUACGCUGCCGCCCAUCCACUUCGACCGACCAACAGUGAAUCCGCACGGGAGUUGGAGACGGUGGUAAGUCAUACACUGUGGGGGGCCUUUUGCAUAGCCGCUACCGCUGCCGUGUCGUUGAUGAAACAUAUCGACGUGAGCCCUCCACGCCGUCCUCGCGUUUCCAUCGAACACGAUCCUCGCGAUGUCUGGUCGCCAUACCCGAGAGAUGCCGAACCGGUGCCCGGCCACCACAACUGCGUCUUCGACCGAUGGUGCGAUCUUAAUUGCAUCAAUAUUGGAAUUAGCCAAGCUUUUCAUAAUGUGGAGGACCGAUCGCCCGAUUUUUCGGUCACGCACUUUGUCAACGACACGUACCGGCAACUUCAGGGCUGGCACGCCAAUCUGCCCGAGUGCUUAGAUGCCGACAACGCCACAGUACCACACAUCCUGAGCAUCCAUCUUUUCUACCACACGACAGUAAUGCAAAUCUUCGGUUUCUUACGUUCAAAUUUCAAGACACGUCCCGACCUCGACCCCGAUAUGGCCGACCGCGCGCGUACUAUCUGCAUCUCGACCGCCCGUCGAAUAUCCUACCUACUCAGCAUCCACCGUGAUAAAUGGGGCAUCGAUCGCAUGGCCCCGUCAACAAUACAAUGGAUCAGCAUCGGUCUCUUCACACUCCUCGAAGCGCUGGACGAGCCCGAGAACCGCACCGCGUUCGUCGAACUGUGCAUCGUGGCGCGGUCGUUCUCCCGGCGCUUCGCGCUAGCCAAGGGGAUCCUGCGCAUGAUCCAGUUGUCGGCGAAUCAGCAGCAGGUGACCUUACCCGCGGAGACGGGAGCGCUGUUCACGGAUUUUGCAAGCCAGAGCUGGCGAAAUAACGACGCGCACGGAUUCAGCAGCUUCUACCCGCAUUUUUCGUCGGUGAUUGAGCAGGGUCCGGCGCGGCAGCCUGAUGUUGCCAUGGAUAUGUUUUUGGAGAAAUGGGACCAGUUGGGAUUAAACGACAAGCACGAGAAAGAAGAUAAUGAGUAA
This is a messenger RNA of Aspergillus melleus, 1995 nucleotides long. RefSeq lists its product as uncharacterized. NCBI's taxonomy places the organism in Eukaryota, Fungi, Ascomycota, Eurotiomycetes, Eurotiales, Aspergillaceae. Gene Ontology annotation, molecular function: zinc ion binding; DNA binding; DNA-binding transcription factor activity, RNA polymerase II-specific. The coding region runs from base 1 to 1995 and encodes 664 amino acids. The transcript is spliced from 6 exons. The record is from RefSeq and is a predicted model, not a curated record. Gene Ontology annotation, biological process: regulation of DNA-templated transcription; DNA-templated transcription.